Messenger RNA from Drosophila biarmipes, 816 nucleotides. RefSeq lists its product as uncharacterized. Bases 1 to 816 code for a protein of 271 amino acids. NCBI's taxonomy places the organism in Eukaryota, Metazoa, Arthropoda, Insecta, Diptera, Drosophilidae. The record is from RefSeq and is a predicted model, not a curated record. The transcript has 2 exons.
AUGAAAUGGGAGCCAAGUGAAGUGGAGUACACUGUUGACUUCGACCGGCUCUGGCUUGUUUUGGAGGUCACCCCGGAGUGGGAGUUCGCCACCGGGGAGUUGGCUUUGCGGAGAGCACUGGCGGGCUAUCCAGAGGCCGAUGCCGGGACUCAGUGCGGCCAACACUGCCUCUCCAGCCAUCAAGCGAUUUCUAACCACAUCCCGGAACUCAGGAGCAGAAUGGAGGCCAUAGAACACCAGCAGCUGGCCAUAGAGAUCAAGCUGGAUGCCAUACUGGCGGAGGUCCAAGGCCAGCUGGAGCUGCAGGAGGCGACUCUGCGGGAGUCCCUGGGGACAAUCGUCACGAAAAGUGACUUCAAUGCGUUGCGUUCCGAAAUGCUAAGCCAAUUACCGAUUGUUUCGGAUGAAGUUCAAGGCCUUCAAGCGCCAAGAGCAGCCCCAUCGAAUUUUAAACUAAUCGAUUCGAGGUUCUUCUACAUCGAACAAAAAAUAGAGAAGACGUGGGCUGAGGCUGCAGUCAUCUGCUAUCGCAAAGGUGGACAUCUGGCAGCCUUAAAAAACUUUGAGGAGUAUCAAGGGAUCGCCUCCAAGCUGCAAAGAGGUCAAAAAUACUGGCUUGGAAUCAACAAUGUGGAACAUAAGAACGAGUUCGCUUCCUUGGCCUCUGGAGAAAGGGCACCAUUUUUGAAGUGGGCUACCAAAUAUCCGAAGAACCAAAACAAUUUGAACUUCAUUUAUAUAUUUAACGGAUACCUAUAUAACUCUCAGAACAGCGAUAGACACUUUUUCAUUUGCCAGGCCGACAAUGAAAUUUAA